AUGUCCUCUUCCAAAGAGAGUGUGAAGCAACUCCUCAAGUCUUUCCCUAAGCGACCUUUCGAACAGAAGGCACUGGAUGAUAAGGUUGCGAAGGAAGUGCGGAAGUUGGAGAGCAAGGGGUCACUAGAGAAUGUCAAGAGUCAAUGGGAGCUGGUCCUUAGGAGUGAAGUCUUCGCAUUGGCAGAAUCAGAGGGACAAGCUCUGCAAAAGGACGACGCUGCCUACUACAGCAAGCUCAUGGACCGGUUGGACCUUGUCCUCACUUUCACCGAACACGACGCUUGUGAUGCCUCCUUUCCUUUCACCGUAUUGCAGGAUCUUCUGGAAACACAGACAAUUCCAUCCUGUUCACAGAUAUUCUCCUGGAUCGAAGGGCGUGCAUCCCGUCUCACGAAGGGAAUGAUUCCACAGAAAGGGAAGGCUCUCAUUCUACUCAGAACGCUGAAUGAUCUUCUACGUCGCCUGUCGAAAAUGGGUUCAACCACUCUCUUCUGUGGACGGAUAUCGACAUUCUUGAGCGGCGUAUUCCCUCUGGGCGAGCGGAGUGGUGUUAACCUGCGGGGGGAGUAUGGUCCUGUGUGGGAAGGGGUCAUAGACGUGGACCGCGAAUGGACUGUCGACGACAAGGCAGAGGAUGACACCAAGAAACGAGUCGCUGAGUCCAAAGACAGGGAAUUCUACAAUACCUUUUGGUGUUUACAGCUUCCGUUCUCGCGGCCUCCCUUGUUCGCUCUCCCCGAUACUCUCAGCAAGUUCAAGGAGGCGGUAGACAAGGUUUUACCUGUGAUCAAAGAGGCCACGACGAAAGAACGCGCUAUGAUGGGUAACCGGGCUGCUUCUGGUCAAUCUCAUACAUCGAAACGGAAACGCGAACCGGAACCGGGGGAUGAGACAAAUAGCAGCGAUUAUUUCUUUGCAAAGUUCCUCACCAGUCCUGACCUCUUGAGCUUAGAGCUUGCUGAUACACAUUUUCGACGUCAAAUCCUUUUCCAACUACUCAUGAUCCUUCAUCAUCUCCUCACAUUCACGAAGACAGCGAAAGCAGCAUGGGCAACCCCUCGCAACCGCUCUCUCCAGAUGGACUUCACCUUGGAGCCAGCAGACGCACAAUGGGUUCAAGAAACUAUCACGAAGGCUACUGCUGAGCUGCGUUCGACAGCGCCUGGUGGGCCUGCGUUCGCGGACACCGUCAAUGUUAUUUUUGACAGAGAAAGAAAUUGGGUGAGAUGGAAAAAUGACAUGUGCCCUCCAUUCGACAAGGAGCCGUGGGGCGAAGAAGUGGACGGUAAUAGGGUUGGGUUAGAGGAGGCAACAAGGGAGCUUAGAGGAAAGCGGAGAGAAGAUCCGGAAGACUGGACAUGGAGUCUCGGAUCGGAAUCGUUGACGGAGAUCUGGCAAAUGGGUUACAGGGAUUUGACAGAUCUACAGAACCCUUUCCAGGUGGGUGAUGUAAAGGACUUCGUGAAAAAAAUCAAACAAGAAGAUGCUCGGAUUGACAUGCGGAAGAGGACACUGGCCCGGACCGCGGAGCGAAUUGCCCAAGCUCGAGCAAAAGCCGCAGCAUCCAAUCAACCUGCAGCAGAAAGUGCCGCCCCUGCACCUGUGUCUCAGGAUGCCCAACCAUCAAUCACGGAGGCGAACAAACCUGAGAUGUCGCCUCACCCUCCGUCAACCGCUGUUGCCUCACCCGCACAUCCAUCUCUACCGCCUAAACCAUCUACAACAACAGUUCCCUCGGCGGCCCCGGCACUCCCAGCAACAGCAACAGCCACACCGACACCCAUUCCUGCUCCUGCACAAGUAUCAGCUCCCCCGGUUGACGAACAGGUUCAGAAAUUCGAAGAAAACAAGCAAAGAUGGUCCUGGCUUGCCUUGCGGAUGGCACGCGAUCAGUAUCUGCAACAUUUUGGUAAGAUUGGUACGGGGGAUAUACUCCUACUCGCCCAAGAGAUCGAAGCGGAAAAGGAAAAAGAACGAGAGAAAAAAGAGGAGAAGACGCAAAAGGCUGAGGAGAAUCGCGUUUUGGUCACUGGCGGAGCAGGUUAUAUCGGUUCACAUGUUGUCUUUUCCCUGCAGCAGACAAGACGAUACAAAGUAAUCUCUAUAGACAAUCAUCACAACUCAUUCCCGACUGCGUUGACCCGCGUCUCCCAACUUGCGCGUGAUGCACUCCCGGCAAACCCAACACCAGCAGACCUAGAAAGUGCAGAAAUCACUGCACACCAAUGUGACCUAACGAGCGCCGAAGAAGUUAGAGCAGUAUUUGAAAACUAUGGAAAGGGCGGGAUUUGGGGCGUUAUCCAUAUUGCAGCGUACAAGGCAGUCGGCGAGUCGGUAGAAAAGCCCUUGGAAUAUUACGCCAACAAUGUCGUCGCGACCAACUUGCUUCUCCAAAUCAUGUCCGCUUAUGACUGCACCCGCAUCGUUUACUCCUCCUCUGCCACCGUCUACGGCACACCUCCUAAAAUACCUAUUCCGGAGACCACUCGGUUAAAAGCUCAUAGCCCGUACGGCCGGUCGAAAGUGAUGUCUGAAAUGAUUAUUGAGGACUUAUGUCAUGCCGAACCAGACCGCUGGCGUGCAAUCUCUCUGCGUUACUUCAAUCCUGCUGGUGCACACCCAUCCGGCCUCAUAGGAGAGGAUCCCCGGGGUCGACCUGGAAAUCUUUUGCCGCUGCUUGCACAGAUGGCCGUUGGACGCAUCAAAGAGGACACCCUGAAGGUGUUUGGGAAUGAUUAUCCAACCCCUGAUGGCACGUGUGUUCGCGAUUAUCUCCACGUCUUGGACUUGGCAUCAGGACACCUCCUCGCUCUUGAUGCUCUAGCUCCCGAGUCCACUACAUUUGACAAUUGUCCUAACGAAGCCCGCUACAAGGCGUACAACCUAGGGAAAGGGCGUGGGAUGAGUGUACUCCAGAUUGUCGAGGCUAUGCGCAAAGCUACUGGCUUCGAUUACAAGUACGAAAUUAUUGGAAGGAGGCGUGGGGAUGUUCCAGAUCUCACUGCCGACCCGAGCCUUGCUGAAAAGGAACUGGGUUUCAAGGCACCUCAGCCCUUGGAGGUUAUGUGCAGAGAUCUUUGGAACUGGCAGUCGAAAAAUCCCAACGGUUAUGCAUAG
Molecule: messenger RNA, 3117 nt
Organism: Pisolithus orientalis
Lineage: Eukaryota; Fungi; Basidiomycota; Agaricomycetes; Boletales; Pisolithaceae
Product: THO complex subunit 1 transcription elongation factor-domain-containing protein
Exons: 16
Coding region: 1-3117 (1038 amino acids)
Biological process (GO): beta-D-galactose catabolic process via UDP-galactose, Leloir pathway
Cellular component (GO): cytosol
Molecular function (GO): UDP-glucose 4-epimerase activity
Source: RefSeq, a predicted model, not a curated record